Cynocephalus volans (Philippine flying lemur) is the source of this 1068-nucleotide messenger RNA. RefSeq names its product src kinase associated phosphoprotein 1 (gene SKAP1). The coding region runs from base 1 to 1068 and encodes 355 amino acids. Gene Ontology annotation, cellular component: plasma membrane; cytoplasm. NCBI's taxonomy places the organism in Eukaryota, Metazoa, Chordata, Mammalia, Dermoptera, Cynocephalidae. The transcript is spliced from 12 exons. The record is from RefSeq and is a predicted model, not a curated record. Gene Ontology annotation, molecular function: protein binding.
AUGCAGAAUAAAGUGUAUAUUUCCGGCAAUUAUGCUGAAGAGUUCCUGGCAGAAGGUUUGCGAAAUGAGAACCUCAGUGCUGGUGCAAGGGACAACAGAGAUCAUAUUCUACGGGGCUUUCAGCAAAUCAAAGCUAGGUACUACUGGGAUUUUCAGCCCCAGGGGGGAGACCUUGGACAAGACAGCUCUGAGGAGAAUCACAGUGGAACUCACGGCCCAUCCCUCGUAUCAGAUGCACCCUUUUUAUCAGAUUAUCAGGAUGAGGGAAUGGAAGACAUCACAAGGGGAGCUCAAGAGCUUGAUAACAUCAUCAAGCAAGGAUACCUGGAGAAGAAAAGCAAAGAUCAUAGUUUCUUUGGAUCAGAGUGGCAGAAGCGAUGGUGUGUUGUCAGCAGAGGCCUCUUCUACUACUAUGCUAAUGAGAAAAGCAAGCAGCCCAAAGGGACCUUCCUCAUUAAGGGCUACAGUGUACGGAUGGCCCCCCACCUGCGAAGAGAUUCCAAGAAAGAAUCCUGCUUUGAACUGACCUCCCAGGAUAGGCGCAGCUACGAGUUUACAGCUACUAGUCCAGCUGAAGCCAGAGACUGGGUGGAUCAAAUAAGCUUCUUGUUAAAGGACCUGAGCUCCUUAACCAUUCCAUAUGAAGAAGAGGAGGAGGAGGAAGAAGAAGAAGAAGAAAUGUACGACGAUAUUGAUGGUUUCGAUGCCCCAAAUUCUGGUGCACAGUGCAGACCCGUUAUCUUGCCUGGGAGUGUAGGGAUAAAAGAGUCUACAGAGGAGAAAGAAGAAGAGGAAAUUUAUGAAAUCUUACCAGAUGAAGAGCAUGAUCUGGAAGAGGAUGACAGUGGCACUCGACAAAAAGGAGUGGACUAUGCCAAUUAUUACCAGGGUCUGUGGGAUUGCCAUGGUGACCACCCAGAUGAACUGUCCUUCCAACGCGGUGACCUCAUCCGCAUUCUGAGCAAGGAGUAUAACAUGUAUGGCUGGUGGGUAGGAGAACUGAACAGCCUCAUUGGGAUUGUUCCAAAGGAAUAUCUCACCACUACCUUUGAAGUGGAAGAAAGAUGA